AAAAAAAUAUGUAAACAAAACAGAGGUAAAAAUUGCACAAAAAUUGCAUUAAUACCCUAUUAUAUUAUUAAAUAAUCCAUUUAAAGUGCGUGAAUUAGACAAAUAAAGUGUUUUCACGUAAUAAUUCAAAGACCGUGCUACCUCUACGCAAUUACAUCAGCUGCGGCCAACGAAAAAUCCAUAGGAAUCCGCAGCAAACUGUUGACCCCGUCGACCCCACCGCCACGCCACGCCCCCGCCCCUUAAGAGUGGGCGCUGUGUGACAUACAUGCGCGUGUGUGUGCGGCGCAAUCAACGCCCCCAAUCCCAAACCCAAACAGACCCGAUUCGUCAUCGAUUUACGGCGGAGAACUAAAAGAAAUCCAAACAAUGCUACUCCACUGAAAAUUGGACAAAUUAAACAGACCCCCAAAGAAAUCUAUAAAAAGCGAGUAAUAACCUUGAGGCAGCAAUUGAUUUGUCGAACAAUGCGCCAUUCGUAGGGCUGGAAAUAGUCGAAGCUAAGAAAAAAUCCAGCACAAAGAGAAACUUUGGAAUCUUGAGCGUUCAGAAUGGAUGAUAAUCUGAGCACCAAGUCCUCGGAAUCCUCUAUUACUACCAGCGGGGAAUACGAAAUAGUCACCGACAGCAAUGUGGCGAGUCCCACGGAGCAAACAAAGAGGUCCCUAAACCAGGAUAAGAAAAAUGUCGAUGAGCUGAGCGCUGGGAAGCCACCCACUUCUUUGAGCGCACUGGUUCUGUCUUCGCCAGGGGGAGACCGUUCGCCCACUCUGGACAUGUCCCACAAUCGCAAUCUGAGCGACAUACAACACGAAAUGACGGAUGCCUUGAGGGAUUUGGAACUAGAACGCGGCGGCGGCGGCGUCGUAGGAGGCGAUAAGAGUUCGCAGCGCCUGCCUAGUCACCAGCAAAAGUCCCUGACCCUGCCACUGACGGGUGCCGGGGGUAGAUCUGCCGAUCCAGAGAUGCGUUUCCCCUGUACUAUGUUCUCGCCCAAGAGCGAGGAAGCUAUUGACGAUGCAUCCAGCUCGAAUAGAGUGGGUCAUUCCGUGUUUUAUGAUUGCAUAGAUGCGAGUCCGGCUUGCUUGGAGGAGAAGCAGGAUGCAAUGAAGCCAGAAAAAGGAGACACCACCGACGAAGAGGUUUCAGAAAUCGAUCAAGGAUGCACGAUCUUCUCGGGAGUGACCUAUCUGGGUGCCGCAAAUAUCAAUGCCCCCAAAUCCGAGACGGAUGUAUAUCGGAUUAUGAGCGAACUAAAUAGCGGCUCCAAAUCGGUUGGUCUAAAAAUUACAGUGAGCAUUCCCAAUUGCUCCGAUGGUCUGGUCGUACUGCACGACGCCGAGAGUAAUACGAUUAUUGCCACAUAUGAAAUAUCCAGCAUCAUAUUGUAUUAUCGUGGACCCGUGGACACAGUGGAGAAUGGUUGCUUCGCCUUCACGUGGUUGCAUGGGGAUGCACUGUUCCAGUGCCAUGUAUUCCGUUGCCAUAUUCCCGAGGCGGUUAAUCAAGUCAGCGCCUGCUUCCAGAAGGCAUUCCAAACGUAUCCGCCCAGCAUGAGUUGCAGUCUCAACUCCGCCGUAGAUAUGGCCAACUCAGUGACCUCAGAUGUAAGCGGAAAUCCAUUGAACACUGCUGGCUAUGAGUUUAUAGUAUCGUUGGAAAUACGAGAGAAGGUGGCCAAGAAUUCAUAUGCUGCCGUGCCAAGGGAUAGGGGUUGCUUCAAGCUCCGUGCAAACACGGACAAGGAAGUGUGCAUUACGGUCAAACAGACGCCCUCAAACAUACUCCAACCAUUGUACAUAGAACGAUGUUUUGGCGUUCUAGUGGCUCCAGGAAAACUGGUGGUUCAAAAGGACAUGCAUCUCAUAGAUAUGCACAGCAUGGGCUAUGUUUCUCCUGGGGGUUCCACUGAAUCGGAUAGCAACCAGCAGAAUUCUAACCUUCCGUAUGUCAUUCGAGCGGAGUGGAAAGCUCAGGAAAAGGCGUUCGAGCAGUUGAAUCUGGAAUCUUCUAAGACCAACCUCACUGUUGCCGUGGACAUUGUGAUGCGCCGCAUCCAGGAGCCUGUGCGAUUCGUCAUCGAAACCCCAGUGACUAUUCAGUCGGCCAGUGAGAUGCGUAUCAUGGACCAUUUCAUGUCCAAGCGUCCGAUGACUCUGCGAUUCUAUUUGCAUUUAAAGCGAAUCGAUGAGUCUAACUGGAAAGUAAACAGUAUCGACCCCUCUGAGGAGAUAACAGAGCAGCAGGGCAGCCAGCAAAGCUCGCUUGUAAAAAUGGGCAUGAGCCUGUCGCGUAUCGUACGCAGUUCGUCCAUAGCCUCCAUUGAGGAUGAUUGUCCCACGGACUACAGCAGCGAUGGGGAUGAGCCCCUGCUCAGUGGCACUGGCGAAGUGUCAAAGGAUUGCUCGCAGGAUACUUUGGACGAGUGGGAUCCGAUUUUACGAGAAUGGGAUGGGGAGAAGAGGCCCAAAAAUCUCGCUCCCCUAGUACGUUUGGGUGUCCCGGAGGCACUGCGUGAAAAAAUUUGGCAGAAGCUGGCCAACGUUGAGGGCAAGAUGGAGAUGAACGAUAAAUACAAGAUCCUGAUCACCAAAGAAACCAAAUGUGAGACAGUAAUUCAGCGAGACAUCCAUCGGACUUUCCCGGCGCACAAAUGCUUCAAGGAGACCGGAGGCUCUGGUCAAGAUGCUCUCUUCAAGGUGUCCAAAGCCUAUGCAGUCCACGAUAGCGAAGUCGGUUACUGUCAAGGUCUCAGCUUCAUUGCAGCCAGCCUGUUGCUUCAUAUGCCCGAGGAGGAUGCUUUCUGUGUCCUAGUGGCCCUCAUGUAUGAUUAUGGGCUGCGAGAUCUCUACAAGGCAGGUUUUGAGGUUCUCUACUUGCGUCUGUACCAGCUGGAGCGGCUGAUCAAGGAUCAGUUGCCAAAGCUGCACGAACACUUCACGGCCUGCGGUAUUGAGACGCACAUGUACGCCUCGCAGUGGUUUCUCACAUUGUACACCGCUCGCUUCCCGCUCUGCUUCGUUUUCCACGUUCUGGAUGUAUUCCUGCUGGACGGGUUGCCUGUCCUCUUUCAGGUGGCCGUGACCCUGCUGUCAAUCUGCGAAUCAGAUCUGCGGCAGCUUGAUUUUGAAGGUAUUCUCAAGUAUUUCCGAGUGACGCUGCCCAAGAAGUGCCGUAACUCAAGUCAGGCUCGUAAGGUAAUGAAACAAGCCUGCGAACGGAAGAUCAAGAAGCUGAAGCAGUACGAGGAGGAGUUUCUGCUGAAAAAGCAGCACAAGGAGCGACUGGAGAAGGAGGCGCAGAUCUACGAGAGUCGCUUUGGCGAGGAGCGGCGUAAGCUACAGAGCGAGAUUGACGCGCUAAACCAGCAGCUCACAGCGGCCAAGGAAAGGGCUGUUGAAAAGGAGAAGAAACACACAGGCAUCAUACAGGAAUACAAGCAAAUCAUUCAACGCCAGGAGCAGGACAUGAACACGCUCAGCGAGACGCUGAGUAAGGUGAUGAACACGGUUUCUAAAUGCCAGGACUGCCUGCAGCAGAUCGACGGCGUCAAUGACAACGCGAAAUCGGGCGACGGCCAGAGUAAGCGGCAAUCGGAUGCCAUGCGGAAUGCCAACGAGCCACCGCUGGGACCUUUGGAUCCACUCAACGCCGCAGCGCAGCGUAUCCGCGAACUGGAACUGGAGCUGGCCCAGGCAAAGCUCGCUCAAGUGGAGGCCGAGUGCAAGAACCAGGACCUAAACCAUCAGCUCAACAAUACGCUCAGCGAACUGCAGACCAACCGCAACAGCUGGCAGCCUUGGCUCUCGAAGACCCUCAACUCGCUGCAGGAGAAGGUGACCACGCGAGGUGGAAACCGGGAAACUGGGAGUGGGGGACCCACGCCCACGUUCCAAUCGUACAUGGGUCAGGCUCCCACGACAGUCAGCGAGGCCAGUUCGCCGAGCGGCAAUCAGGAGUACAAGACCUUUGCAUUUGCCUCGGUGGGAGGAUCACCGAAGCUGCCCAGUAAGUUUCAGGCCACCAAGCUGCGCAACAGCAUCGACAGCCUGCGGAAUAUAGUGGUGCCCCUGGAGACGGGCAAAUCGCUGGCCGAAAAUCUCAAGCAGCAGCUGCAGCAGUAGGCACGGGAUGCAGAUGUAGGGGUAGGUGAAUCUGGUUAGCAGGGAGACCUACUACAUUGACUACGCCUUGGUAUUAUUUAUACUAAUCGUCUAUCAUAUAUAUACAAACAAGUGCAUUUUGAUUUCCAUAUAUAUAUACGCGAGUAUUAGAUUUUUAUUAUUUUGCACUUUUGAGGCACCCGGCGCCAGGGCUGGUCAAAUUGUCCUCCCGGUCGGGAUUCAAAGGAUUGGAACAAUCUGGGUAUC
Messenger RNA from Drosophila bipectinata, 4370 nucleotides. The record is from RefSeq and is a predicted model, not a curated record. Lineage: Eukaryota; Metazoa; Arthropoda; Insecta; Diptera; Drosophilidae.